AUGAUCCAGGGUGCCUUGGAGCCUGACAGCCCUGGCUGGGGCUGGGAUGUGGACGGGGACGACGACUGGGAUGGCACCGUGCUGACUCUGCUGGCGCUAGCUGUGGUGGCCGCCACAGCACUGGCUUUGCACUGGUUCGGCUCUGGACAGGACCAGGAGGUGGCAGGACCAGUGUCCACAGCCCCCCAGGCCCAGCCUUCUCAGGCAGGAGGAGACAGGGGAGCCCUGCUCCCAAAGUACCAGGUCAGUGAUGGCGUCGAGGGACCCAGCUCAGGGCAAGGGAAGUCAGACCUUCCAGGACACGACCAGGGGAGUCUGGCAGCAGCAGGAGCCCAGGAUCAGGAGCCCACGGGAGGUAGAGGUCUGGCUGCCACAGCUGAACCGCCACUCAAAAUACCUGGCGAGAUGGCCAGUGGAAGGGCCUUGGGACAGCAGUAUGGUACUGCCACCCCAGAAGCCCCCCAAGGUAAAGGACGUGAGCCUUUCAGGCCAUGUGCUGCCCUCCUGGAUAGGAAAAAAUUAGGGGGGACACCUGCCCCCCUGCUGAUACACUUCACCUCUCGGAGUCCUGGCAGAGAAGUGGAGAUGCAGGUAGAGGCAGGAGGCGUCCGAGCCAAGGUGCCAGCUCACCAGGGCCCCGUCCACACAGAGAAACAGGACACCAGCCCCUGGCAACAAGGUGUGGGGACACAUGGCUCACUGGGGAGAGGCCCAGGAAGCCGGCGGUGGCAGGUGGACAACAGCUCAGGAGAUAGAACUUGCCAGCCCACAAAGCUGGACCCCCUAUGCCUGGCCACUGUGGUGAGUGUGUGGGAUACCGUGGAUGCAGCCAGCAGCCUCUCUGCAAGCUCCCAGAGGCCCCUUCUCCCCGAGGAGCUGCCGCCAUCACACACCCUGCAGACCAGGCCCAUAACAGGUGGCUCAGAGGUGGGGCCUGGGGAGAACGGGCCUCUAAUAGCCCCAGGCCUAGCCGUGGACUCAGGAGCCAAAGGUGCUGAGAGCAGGGAGUCUGGGCCCCAGUCCCCCAAGGAGUCUCAGGGGUCCCCAGCUUCCGUGGAAGGCUGGCCUUGGGCAAGAAAGGAGGUUCAUGUCACCAGGAGCUUCAGUCAGGCCCCAGGCUCCAUGGGCCCAUGGCUAGAGGAACCGCAGUGGGGACGCCACCUCUUGUCCCAAGGGCAGGGAACCACAGAGGCCUGCAAUGUGGGAAAGGCUGAGGCCAAUGGCUCUGGAGACCAGUCUUUCUUCAGCUCAGGGCCGGGCAGGACAGAGAAGCCAGCGGGCCCAGGCAUCAAAGAAGGGAGUGGAUCCUGGCAAGGCCAGGGGGAACAGAGCAGUGCACAGGCAGCUGGAGGUCUGGGUGGAGGGAAGCCAGUCACAGACAUCCUCAGCGACGCCCCUGCCCUGAGCCCUUCAGCCACGCUCCCCGCACACACCCCUAAGCAUCCCCCACCCUCAGCUUCCCCGCCCACAGUACAUCUGCACCGAGGUCUCUUUCCUGUAACCCCGACUCCUCCCAACUCGUGUCCUUCAGACUCUUUGCCCCUCAGGGUUAGCCAGGGUCCUGCUGAGGAUGAAAAUCUCAGAGCAGUGCCAGCCCCCGCCCCAUCCCCUGCCCCAAUCUCAGCCCCAGUUGCAGCCCCAGCCCCUGCCCCAGCUAGUGGGUCAAGGCCUGCAUCUCAGGAGCCCAGUGUGGCUCUCUGCCAGGGCAACCAGGAGGGGCAGAUCUCAACCAGCUGGGGAAACCUUAUUUCUAUGGUUCUUAGGAGUCACCCCUUCCCCAGGCAAGAGAGGCCCCAAGGGAGAGCCUCGAGGGCAGCUCUGGAAAGCCUUAGAGAUGCCAGCUCUUCCACACACUCUGAGAACAGAGAGUCUGGUUCUCCCCUUGAAGGGGCUGUCCCCACCCUGGAGGACAGGCACAGCUCCUCAGUCAGGAUGGUCGCAGAGGUAGGCACAGGGGGUCUAGCUGGGGCUGGACGUCGGCCACAGCAGAGAAGCUCCGAGACGAGCAGGGCUCUCACCCCAGGCCCUCCCUCAGGCCCAGGAGGAAAUGGAACUGAGGAGAAAUGUCUGGACUCCCUACUGCCACCAGCUGCAAUGCCCAGGACACCCUCACAGCCCCCUGAGCAGACACAGCCUAGUCCUGCACCCUCCCCUGCUGCGAGGUGGCACUCACAGCCUGUUCCCCGGCCACGGCCACGGAAACGCAGCCUGUGUGAAAUAGCCGAGAGCUCUGAGCGGGAGAUCAGCCAGGAGGCCACAGGGCAACACCAGGGAGAGGCGCCAGUGGGGAGGCACAGCCCCGCAGGCAGUGGAGGGGGUCUCACAGAGAAGCAGAAAGAGGCCCGCAAACUCAUGGUGUUUCUGCAGAGGCCCGGGAGCUGGGGGGUAGUGGAAAGGCCCUGGAAACCCAGCUCCCCAGCCUGCAAGCCGGCUUCAGCAGCAGCUCUGCAGCGGCGACUGGGUCUGGGCAGCUGCCUGGACGUCCUGGCCUUCGCCCAGCAGCACGGGGAGCGUGGCCUGGCCCAGGACACCUAUGCCUUGAUGAGUGACAAUCUGCUUCAAGUGCUGGGAGACCCAAACCUCUACCGAAGGCUGAGUGGGGCUGACCGGGAGCGCAUCCUGAGCCUUCGGACGGGCCGGGGCCAGGCGGUGCUGGGGGUCCUUGUGCUGCCCAGCCUCUACCAGCUGAGCCGCUCGGGGCUCACAAGGGGCCCCCGUGGGGAGGAGGCUCCUGAGGCCGGGUCUGUGCCCCUGCUUCCUCGCAUGCACCUGCACAUGUUCAACCCCCAAGAGAACAGAUGGCGGCGCCUGACACAGGUGCCUGAGGAGGCCCCGCUGAGGGGUUGUGCUCUCUGCACCAUGCACAACUAUCUGUUCCUGGCGGGGGGCAUCCGUGGCUCCGGUACCAAGGCUGUCUGCUCCAAUGAGGUCUUCUGCUACAACCCUCUGACCAACAUCUGGAGCCAGGUGCAGCCCAUGCAGCAGGCCCGUGCCCAGCUCAAACUGGUAGCCCUGGAUGGGCUUCUCUAUGCCAUCGGGGGUGAGUGCCUGUACAGCAUGGAGUGCUAUGACCCGCGCACAGAUGCCUGGACCUCACGCGCACCCCUCCCUGCAGGCACCUUCCCUGUGGCACACGAGGCUGUGGCCUGCCGUGGGGACAUCUAUGUCACUGGGGGCCACCUCUUCUACCGCUUGCUCAGGUACAGCCCUGUGAAGGAUUCGUGGAACGAGUGCCCCUACAGUGCCAGUCACCGGCGUUCCAGCGACAUGGUGGCGCUGGGAGGCUUCCUAUACCGCUUUGACCUGCUGCGGGGUGUGGGUGCCGCUGUGAUGCGCUACAACACCGUAACAGGGUCCUGGAGCCGAGCUGCCUCCCUGCCGCUGCCUGACCCUGCUCCGCUCCGCUGCACAGUUCUGGGCAACACCAUUUACUGCCUCAACCACCAGGUCACGGCCACCUUCAUGGUCUCCGAGGGGACUGCUCAGUUCCAGGCCAAGGAGCUGCAGCCCUUUCCCUUGGGAAGUAAGGGGGUUCUCUGUCCAUUCGUCCUGACUGUUCCCCCUGCAGAUCCGCUGCAGAGUGCCCUCUGA
Messenger RNA from Equus quagga, 3591 nucleotides. RefSeq names its product kelch domain containing 7B (gene KLHDC7B). NCBI's taxonomy places the organism in Eukaryota, Metazoa, Chordata, Mammalia, Perissodactyla, Equidae. Bases 1 to 3591 code for a protein of 1196 amino acids. The record is from RefSeq and is a predicted model, not a curated record. Gene Ontology annotation, molecular function: protein binding. The transcript has a single exon.